Molecule: messenger RNA, 2460 nt
Organism: Zychaea mexicana
Lineage: Eukaryota; Fungi; Mucoromycota; Mucoromycetes; Mucorales; Lichtheimiaceae
Product: P-loop containing nucleoside triphosphate hydrolase protein
Exons: 6
Biological process (GO): microtubule-based movement; mitotic spindle organization
Molecular function (GO): microtubule motor activity; ATP binding; microtubule binding
Source: RefSeq, a predicted model, not a curated record
AACUUUUUUCUUUUCUACACCUACAACACGAUUCAUAUUGGGAAUCUUCACCAUUCGUCGUUUACCUUUCUUUUCCCUCUUUUUCAUAAACGCGGUGCAAGACCUAAACCACCUUUCCUUUUCUUUUUCUCUCUUUUUUUUUUCUGUCCUUUUCCCUCCUCCUCCUCCUCCUCCUUCUUCCUCCACACUCCUAUUAUACCCUAACUUAAGUUCAAUAUUUAACCAUCUCGAAUAAUCAACGCAGCCAUUACUGCCAAUCGAUUUUAAUUCAAUACGCUCGAUUGAAUCGCCAUGGUCAAAGAGGCAUCGGCAGUGCAAGUAGCAUUGCGCAUACGACCAUUAACUGAAAAAGAUCGUGCUCAACCUCGAUUUGCCAAUCUUUCCAACGACGAUGUAUUAAAGAUUCAUGAAAAGACCGUGCAUGUUGUGCCGCACAGCAAGCUGUUUACGUUCGACCAUGUGUUUGGCGUUGACAGCACUCAAAGUCAAGUGUUCGAAGCACUUGGUGAAAAGCUUAUCCACAAAUUCGUCGAAGGUUAUAAUGUGACAAUUCUUGCAUAUGGACAAACAUCGAGUGGCAAAACAUAUACAAUGGGCACAGCACAACACCAGAGCGGACGGUACAACAUGGAGUUAGAAGGCAUCGUACCACGUGCCAUGUCCCUUUUAUUCGAUAUCCUCCAAUCCGGCAACAGCAACAACAAUUCAUCCGACGCUGUCCGAUCCAUCACGCCCGCACCAUCCGUAUCCUCAUCCACAACCGACACCGCCUCACAACCGAAAAAUCGAUUACGACCUCCAUCUAGAAAAUCCCACGUGCCAUCUACUACUACAUCCUUAUCCCAUGCAACAUCAAGACAACAAAAGUACACCGUCAAGGUCUCAUUUGUCGAAAUUUACAACGAAGAAUUAAACGAUCUCUUAAACGGAGCUUCACCCACAGAACGACCGCCGGUCACGAUCCGUGAAGACGCAAAAGGUCAUAUUUAUUGGACGGGCGUUAAGGAGCUGACUGUACACAGUACAGAUGAUGUGUUGUAUCAUCUGGAACAAGGCACCCGGAAUAGAGCCACAGGAGCAACCGAUAUGAAUGAAAAGUCGUCCAGAUCCCAUGCUAUUUUCUCGGUCUCGCUCAAACAUGAGAAAUGGGUUCCUGCAGGAGGCGCUACUCAUCAUCCCCGUACAGAUAGCCCUGUGUUUGGCCGGAAACGGUCCGGAAGUUCCAUACGUGGAGGCGGAGUGGCUGCACCAGGAUCUGAUGAUGGCGAAUGGAUGAUCACAAACUCUAAAUUCCAUUUCGUCGAUCUUGCCGGUAGCGAGCGUCUCAAACGAACCGCAGCUGAAGGUGAUCGACGAAAAGAAGGCAUCAACAUCAAUGCAGGGCUACUGGCAUUGGGUAAUGUUAUUUCCGCCCUCGGUGAUCCAUCCAAACGUAGCACGCACGUCCCUUAUCGCGAUUCUAAGCUGACGCGGCUGUUGCAGGACUCUUUGGGCGGCUCAGCAGCGACGUUAAUGAUUGCCUGCGCCAGUCCGACCGAAUAUAACUUGUCCGAGACUCUCAACACACUGCAAUACGCCAAUCGGGCUCGCAACAUUAAAAACCGGGUUGAAAAGAACGAAGUCGAAGAGUGGAUGACAACCGAAAAUAUCGAGCUACUACGUACAAUGAUUGGCAAAAUGAAGAUGGAGCUGCGAAGCCUAAAGUCCGGCUCCAUGAGCUCAUCUGCCAGCACCGUUGUCGCUUCUACCAACGACAACCACAACGUGGACCUACUUGUCAAUAGCAAUGACUCGGAUCAAUUGUACCAAGAACAACGGUUGACGAUAGCCGACCUGCAACGCCAAGUGGAAGAGUUAGACGGCGAGGCAACAGUGACUCGCGAACGAAACAAGGUCGUCGAAGCUGAGCUCAAGCGAGUACGCAAACUCGAGUCGAUGCGCAAAAAGGAGGAGGAGCUCAAGAUGAACAACAAUCACGACUUUCAACAUCUGGUCGAACCUGUGAUUGAAGAAUACGAGAAAAGUAUCUCUGCUUUGGAAUCCCAGCUAGCCAUGGCCCGUGCUGCACUCAAUCAUUCUGACAUUGGCUUUGAGGAACAACGCGCCAAACUCGAACAAUGCGAACUGAUGCUCGAGAAUCAAGAUCAGACGGUCGCUGAUCUACGCACGCGACUGUCCAAGCUUCAGGAGCGCGAGCAUAACAAUGAAGCCUAUAUCGACGAGCUCGAGGGGAAACUGAUGCGGUCUGCGAACGAUGCACUGCGGGAUCAAGAGUUGUUGAACGAGCUCAAGACACGGAUCAUGCGGUUCAAGGAGACGGACGAGAACACGGAGCAAUACAUCUUUGAUUUGGAGCAACGUUUGGCUACAAGCGAGGCGGACAAAAUUACCCUUCAGAAAUCAAUGGAAUCUCUCGAAGCCAAGGUAUCGGAGGCCGAAGCUACCAGCAGCAAAUUACGU